Molecule: messenger RNA, 297 nt
Organism: Haemonchus placei
Lineage: Eukaryota; Metazoa; Nematoda; Chromadorea; Rhabditida; Trichostrongylidae
Source: the annotation of a GenBank genome assembly
UUCGCUCUAGCAGCGACAAUUCCGGAGGGUGCAGCCGAUUCCAGGAGACAGAGAUCCUGUGGGGAUCACGGGUCGGCAAGCCCUCCGAAGCGCAACCCGUCGCACGCUGCCCAUUUGGCAAAGUAUUUCGGUCCCGUUUUCCCGGGCCAUAUGGGCAAGCGACGGAAAAUUGCGAGUUUACGGGACCAAGAUCGCCACAAAACGGUCAAGCUCGCCAAUGCCACCGCCGACUGCAUUUUCUUGUUGGUUGAUGGCAGUCUCCUUGAGGAAGAUUGGUGGCAUUAUUUCAAAGGGUAA